AUGUGGAGGGCUCGUACCGGGAUGCCGUCAGCAUGUACGCACGGGCCGGGAUCGAUGACAUGUCCGUGGAGAACAAGCCCCUGUAUCAGAUGCGGCUGCUGGCAGAGGCGUUUGUCAUCAAAGCAUGCCUCCAGCUUCUUGGGGGAACACAGUCCUGGUGGUCAGAGGUCCUGCCAGGGAGGCCUCUCCCUGGAACGUCUUCCCAACUCCAUCGCCUCCCACAUCCGCCUGACAGAGCGGGAGGAGGAAGUGGUUGCCUGUUUUGAGAGGGCCUCCUGGGUAGCUCAGGUGUUCCUGCAGGAGCUGGAGAAGACCUCGAACAACAGCACAUCAAGGCACCUAAAAGGCAGUCCCUCAGCUGACUAUGAACUCACUUAUUUCUUGGAAGCCGCCCUCCAGAGUGCGUAUGUGAAGAACCUGAAGAAAGGGAACAUCGUGAAAGGCAUGAGGGAGCUCCGGGAGAUUCUGAGGACUGUGGAGACCAAAGCGACGCAGAACUUCAAAGUGGUGGCGGCCAAGCACCUGGCAGGGGUUCUGCUGCAUUCCCUGAGUGAGGAAUGCUACUGGAGUCCUUUGUCCCACCCUCUGCCUGAGUUCAUGAGCAAGGAGGAGAAUUCCUUCAUCACCCAGAGCCUCCGGAAACCUCACCUCUAUGAGGGAGACAACCUCUACUGCCCGAAGGACAACAUAGAGGAGGCGCUCUUACUGCUGCUCAUCAGUGAGUCCAUGGCAACUCGGGACGUGGUACUGAGUCGGUCACCAGAGCAGGAGAAGGACCGGAAAGUGAGCCUGCAGAAUGCAUCAGCCAUCUAUGACCUCCUGAGCAUCACACUGGGCAGGCGCGGCCAGUACGUCAUGCUUUCUGAGUGCCUAGAGCGAGCCAUGAAGUAUGCAUUUGGAGAAUUUCACCUCUGGUACCAAGUGGCCCUCUCCAUGGUAGCUUGUGGGAAGUCGGCCUACGCCGUGUCCCUGCUGCGUGAGUGCAUGAAGUUGCAGCCCUCGGAUCCCACGGUGCCCCUGAUGGCUGCCAAGGUCUGCAUCGGGUCCCUGCACUGGCUGGAAGAGGCGGAACACUUUGCCAUGGUGGUGAUCAGCCUUGGAGAGGAAGCAGGAGAGUUCCUGCCUAAAGCCUACCUGGCCCUGGGUCUCACCUACAGCCUGCAGGCCACCGAUGCCACCCUGAAGUCCAAGCAAGAUGAGUUGCACCGCAAGGCCCUGCAGACACUUGAGCGAGCCCAGGCACUGGCACCCGAUGACCCCCAGAUUAUCUUCUAUGUUGCCCUGCAGCUUGCCCUCGUCCGACAGAUCUCCAGCGCCAUGGAGCAUCUUCAGGAGGCCUUGACGCUGUGCAGAGAUGAUGCCAACGCCCUCCACUUGCUAGUACUGCUCUUCUCUGCCCAGAAGCAUUACCAGCACGCCCUGGAUGUCAUCAACAUGGCCAUCACCGAGUACCCUGAGAAUUUCAACCUGAUGUUCACCAAGGUGAAGCUGGAGCAGGUGCUCAAGGGCCCGGAAGAAGCCCUCGUGACCUGCAGGCAAAUGCUGAGGCUGUGGCAGACCCUCUACAACUUCUCUCAACUGGGAGGCCUGGAGAGGGAUGGCAGCUUUGAAGGCCUCACGGUGAAGAAACAGAAUGGCAUUCACCUGACUCUGCCGGAUGCCCAUGACGCAGAUUCCGGUUCUCGGAGGGCAUCAUCUAUCGCAGCCUCGAGGCUGGAGGAGGCCAUGUCGGAGCUGACCAUAACAACCUCAGUCCUGAAGCAGGGCCCCAUGCAGCUGUGGACCACACUGGAACAGAUCUGGCUCCAGGCUGCUGAGCUGUUCAUGGAGCAGAGACACCUCAAGGAAGCAGGUUUCUGCAUCCAGGAGGCUGCGGGCCUCUUCCCCACCUCUCACUCGGUGCUCUACAUGCGAGGCCGGCUGGCUGAGGUGAAGGGCAACUUGGAAGAGGCUAAGCAGCUGUACAAGGAAGCGCUCACCGUGAACCCGGACGGCGUGUGCAUCAUGCACAGCCUGGGUCUGAUGCUGAGUCAAUUGGGCCACAAGAGCCUGGCCCAGAAGGUGCUGCGGGAUGCCGUGGAGAGGCAGAGUACCUGCCAUGAAGCGUGGCAGAGCCUGGGUGAGGUGCUGCAGGACCAAGGCCAGAACGAGGCUGCCGUGGACUGCUUCCUCACUGCCCUGGAGCUGGAGGCCAGCAGCCCUGUGCUCCCCUUCUCCAUCAUCCCCAGAGAGCUAUGAGCCUCCACAGCAGCUGCGGGCUGUCCCGUGCACGCAGCAGAUGACACAAGCAGGGGCCAGGGAAGGACCCCCGCACUCAGGUGUGGGGCCUCAGGGAAUAGAUGACUAGUGAACAUU
Messenger RNA from Peromyscus eremicus (cactus mouse), 2355 nucleotides. RefSeq names its product tetratricopeptide repeat domain 7A (gene Ttc7a). NCBI's taxonomy places the organism in Eukaryota, Metazoa, Chordata, Mammalia, Rodentia, Cricetidae. Gene Ontology annotation, cellular component: plasma membrane. Gene Ontology annotation, molecular function: protein binding. The coding region runs from base 1 to 2238 and encodes 745 amino acids. The transcript has 19 exons. The record is from RefSeq and is a predicted model, not a curated record. Gene Ontology annotation, biological process: protein localization to plasma membrane; phosphatidylinositol phosphate biosynthetic process.